GACGAGACUCCAACACGUCCCCGACCUCAGUUAUUGCGACAUGACAUUGACGGAGCCGUCUUUGACGAUCCAGCCACCCAAACAGCCACUUCAACACGCUCAACAUCCUCUUUCACUGCAGUUCUGGCAAGCAGAGCAACUUUUUCAGCUCCCAUAACGGCUCAACAAGCCCCGACAGACACCUCACAUUCCACGACGCGAUCGCGCAGUACAUCUCCCACGAAGCGAUUCCAAAAGACGGUCGGCCUGUUAAACCUGGUGCGACCCGUUCGUUUCACAAAAGAGCGUGAUCUUGGAAGGCAUUCGGAUUUUCGGGAUACAAGAAUUCGCGGCUUCAUGUGUAAAUCCACACAAGCCUCUGAUGAAUCUAAUGCGGACAACGAGGCAGCACUGUUUGACAAUCAUGCACACCGAGGAAUUGAUAACGAUUCCAUUGCUUCAUCCGAUCUCCAUCGAUGCGAAGCCGCUUGGAACCGCCUCGUCCACACACCACUUCUACGGCGUGCAACCUCUCGUUUUGCUUUUAUUGAAGUCGAGCCCAUUGCCUCAGCCCAGAUCAUGCCAGCGUUUCGUCCUUUGUCAAAGACUGGUGAUCAGACCCCAUCCCAACCGUCCAACACCAGGGUAUCCAGCGCAAGCAGUGCGUCUGAGCAGGAUUUGAGAACGCCACAGACUCGGCCGAGUGCUGUUGCAUGGUCAGUCCAUAAGAUGGUUGACUUUGCCGUCGUGCUUCGUGCCGAAAAGGAGCUUCAGAAUCUCAUUGACACUUUUUUGGACAAGCAGCCGUACACAAUGGCUACCAUCAACCAAACUAUAUAUGAGCCUCUACGCAUCCGGCCAGCUUCUAUCUUCAUCGAGACCAAGACCUCACCCGGCAACAUGGACACUGCCAAUGUUCAGCUUGGUGUCUGGGUCGCUGCGUGGCAUGAGCACAAGAUCAUCACGAUCCCCGUCAUUCAGGUAGUCGGUCGUGUCUGGACCCUCCUAUUUGUCAUGGAUGCAGGCGCGGAAAUUUAUCUAACAAUGGAAAAUAGCGCGUGCUGGAUGGGGAACUUUCGGAUAGGUGAUACCGACAGCAUUUUUGGCAUUUACCAGUUGCAAGCUGCCAUGUUCGUGCUUGCCGACUGGACCAAGGACACAUUUGAGCCCUGGUUUACUGCCCUUCUGACUCGCGCAACUGGAUCACAGCUCUAGUAGUGACGAAAAGAACCAGCGUCAAUUAACAAGCGAAAGAGAUGUUCAAGUCGGAGGAUGCUCUGGAUAACAAACAGCCUACGACUUCAACCAGGAAAACUCAGAGAGCUCCACGCCAAUCGCUGGACAAGGAUGACAACGCCUUAAUCACCC
This is a messenger RNA of Ilyonectria robusta, 1347 nucleotides long. RefSeq lists its product as uncharacterized. The annotation marks the transcript as partial. The transcript has 5 exons. NCBI's taxonomy places the organism in Eukaryota, Fungi, Ascomycota, Sordariomycetes, Hypocreales, Nectriaceae. The record is from RefSeq and is a predicted model, not a curated record.